This is a messenger RNA of Sceloporus undulatus (fence lizard), 5979 nucleotides long. RefSeq names its product hexokinase 2 (gene HK2). Gene Ontology annotation, molecular function: D-glucose binding; fructokinase activity; ATP binding. Gene Ontology annotation, cellular component: mitochondrion; cytosol. The coding region runs from base 280 to 3021 and encodes 913 amino acids. Gene Ontology annotation, biological process: intracellular glucose homeostasis; glycolytic process; glucose 6-phosphate metabolic process. NCBI's taxonomy places the organism in Eukaryota, Metazoa, Chordata, Lepidosauria, Squamata, Phrynosomatidae. The record is from RefSeq and is a predicted model, not a curated record. The transcript is spliced from 18 exons.
UUGCGCCAGGGGUGAAUUAUUUAUCUUUGCUCCUCAUCUCUUUGCUCAGCCAAGGCAGGGAUUAAAGGGCUGCCUAGUACUCCCCAGUCUGCAUGCUAUGCCUCUCUCCCUCCAGUGACCUCAGCCUUGACGUUGUUGCGCACAGAUGCUCCGGGAGCUCUUUCCACAUUCACUCACACAGUCCUUCCCUCCUUCCUCAGCAGGUCCUUGAAGAGGGAACUCUAGAGCAUACAGGCACCACCACAGUCUUCUUGGGUUGCCAGCAAAGGACUGGAAGCCAUGGCCGAAGGGUACCUGCAGGAUGCCAAGGAUGGGGAAAUUGUGGACCAGAUUGACAAGUACCUCUAUCACAUGCGGCUUUCCGAUGAAACCCUGCAAGAGAUCUCAGACCGGUUCCGCAAAGACAUGGAGAAGGGCCUUGGGGCCGACACCAACCCUACGGCCUCCGUCAAAAUGUUGCCCACGUUCGUGAGGUCUACCCCGGAUGGAACAGAGGAAGGAGACUUCUUGUCCUUGGAUCUUGGGGGAACAAACUUCCGAGUGUUAAGAGUCAAGGUUGCUGACAAUGGCAGCAAGAAAGUAGAAAUGGAGAACCAGAUCUAUGCGAUUCCAGAGGAUCUGAUGAGAGGAAGUGGCACACAGCUCUUUGACCACAUUGCUGAAUGCUUGGCCAGCUUCAUGGACCAGCUGCAGAUAAAAGACAAGAAGCUUCCCCUGGGCUUCACCUUCUCCUUCCCUUGCUACCAGACCAAACUGGAUGAGAGCAUCCUUGUUACGUGGACCAAAGGAUUCAAAUCCAGUGGCGUGGAAGGGAGGGAUGUGGUUUCCCUCUUGCGCAAAGCCAUCAAGAAACGAGGGGACUUUGACAUAGACAUCGUUGCUGUGGUGAAUGAUACUGUUGGGACAAUGAUGACCUGUGGAUACGAUGACCACAACUGUGAAGUUGGACUAAUUGUCGGAACUGGUUCCAAUGCUUGCUACAUGGAGGAGAUGCGCCACAUUGACUUAGUGGAAGGGGACGAGGGGCGCAUGUGCAUCAACAUGGAGUGGGGAGCCUUUGGGGAUGAUGGGGUUCUGAACGACAUCAGGACGGAGUUUGACCGGGAGAUUGACAUGGGCUCCUUGAACCCCGGCAAGCAAUUAUUUGAGAAGAUGAUCAGCGGCAUGUACAUGGGUGAGCUGGUCAGGAUCAUCCUGGUAAAGAUGGCCAAAGAAGAGCUUCUCUUUGACGGGAGGCUCACUCCGGACUUGUUGACCCGGGGACAUUUUGAGACCAGAUUCGUCUCUGCCAUUGAAAAGGAGAAGGAAGGCCUGUCCAAAGCCAUGGAGAUCUUGACCCGUCUGGGUCUGGAGCCAUCCCACCAGGACUGCAUUGCCAUUCAGCGCAUCUGCGAGAUCGUCUCCACCCGGUCGGCCAACCUCUGUGGGGCGGCUCUUUCUGCCGUCCUUCGCCGGAUCAAGGAGAACAAGGGGGUGGACCGGCUGCGGACCACCGUUGGGGUGGAUGGUACCGUCUACAAGAAGCACCCCCAUUUUGCCCGGCGCCUACAAAAAGCAGUGCGCCGCCUUCUUCCAGAUUGUGAAAUCCGCUUCAUCCGGUCAGAGGAUGGAAGUGGCAAAGGGGCGGCCAUGGUGACGGCCGUGGCAUACCGGCUGGCAGCCCAACACAAGGCCCGGCAGGAGAUCCUGGAUCCCCUCCGUCUGAGCCAUGAGCAGCUGAUGGAGGUCAAGAGGCGGAUGAGGCAGGAGAUGGAGCGAGGCUUGGGCCAGGAGAGCCACCCGGAAGCCACCGUCAAGAUGCUGCCCACCUACGUCUGCUCCACUCCGGACGGCACAGAAAAAGGGGACUUCCUAGCCUUGGAUCUCGGGGGCACGAACUUCCGCGUGCUGCUGGUGCGAAUCCGCAACGGGAUGCGACGGAGUGUGGAGAUGCACAACAAGAUCUAUGCCAUCCCUCAGGAGAUCAUGCAAGGGACAGGAGAUGAGCUCUUUGACCACAUUGUCCACUGCAUUGCGGACUUCUUGGAGUACAUGGGGAUGAAGGGCAUCUCCCUUCCCUUGGGCUUCACCUUCUCCUUCCCUUGUCACCAGAACAGCCUGGAUGAGGGAAUUCUCCUGAAAUGGACCAAAGGUUUCAAUGCCACGGGAUGCGAAGGGGAAGACGUGGUGGGACUCCUGAAAGAAGCCAUGCACAGGAGAGAGGAGUUUGACCUGGAUGUGGUUGCUGUUGUGAAUGACACCGUGGGAACCAUGAUGACCUGCGGCUAUGAAGACCCUUAUUGCGAAGUUGGGCUUAUUGUUGGAACUGGAAGCAACGCUUGCUACAUGGAGGAGAUGAAGAACGUGGAGCUGGUGGAAGGGGACGAGGGGCGCAUGUGUAUCAACAUGGAGUGGGGUGCCUUUGGGGACAAUGGCUGCCUGGAUGACUUCCGGACGGAGUUCGACGUAGCGGUGGAUGAAAACUCCCUGAAUGCAGGGAAGCAACGGUAUGAGAAAAUGAUCAGCGGCAUGUACUUGGGGGAAAUCGUCCGGAACAUCCUCAUUGAUUUCACCAAGCGAGGGCUACUCUUCCGCGGGCGGAUCUCCGAGCGCCUGAAGACCCGGGGGAUCUUUGAGACAAAGUUCCUCUCUCAGAUUGAAAGUGACCGCCUGGCUUUGCUCCAAGUCCGUUCCAUCCUCCAGCACCUUGGCCUGGAAAGCACAUGCGACGACAGCAUCAUCGUGAAAGAAGUGUGCACCAUCGUGGCCCGGCGCGCGGCCCAGCUUUGCGGGGCAGGGAUGGCGGCCGUGGUGGACAAAAUCCGAGAGAACCGGGGGCUGGACUUCCUCAAGAUCACUGUCGGUGUGGAUGGGACCCUCUACAAACUCCAUCCCCACUUCUCGGCAGUCAUGCAUGAAACCGUGAGGAAGCUUGCUCCCAAAUGCGACGUGAGCUUCCUCCAGUCCGAGGACGGAAGCGGCAAAGGGGCGGCCCUCAUCACGGCCGUGGCGUGCCGCAUCCGGGAAGCCGGCCAGCAUUAAGUUGACCGUGGCUGGAGAACUGGGUCUCCCUUUCCCCAAGACCCACCUUUGUGGGCGUCCCUCCUUCAUUCCUCUGGGGUCUCAGGCCGAAUCCUCAUUUCCCUCUUUUGCUCCGAAGACGCCAACAAGGAGACCCAAGGCCUGGUGUCUCCCCUACAGAAGUAUUCCUUGGACUCUUCUGCAUGCCCUACGAAGAGUACAUAUCGAGUCGAACCCUAAAAGUGUCUCUCCUCCCAACUCCAACACAAGUGUCAGCUGUAACCUAUGGCAGUCCCCACGCUGUGUCUUCUGUAGAUGUGGCGGGCGGUUUAAGACGCCCUGCAUUAUCCCUUUACCUCCAGGAAGGACCCAUCUUGGUCCCUCUCCAAACCUUAGGACCAACAGGAACAGGAAUAAAAUAUACACAAAAGGGAUGGAGAAUGGGCUUGAAAGACCAAGAUGAUGUUUCCAUGAAAAGCCAGGGCAUCUCUCCUUUUCAAAGCACAAAGGAUGCUCCUUUUCAGGCCUGCAAAGUUCACAGAGGGAUACUUGGAGUAUAUCCACACAUUUAUAGGUCUCUGAUACUCCUUUGAUAGCCAUGUAUUUCCAUCUCGUGAAAUCCUGGGAUUUGUAGCUUAGAAUUCCAUUGCAGCAUUACUGCAAAAUCCCAGGACUCCAUAGGAUGGAUCCCUGGAAGUUAAAGCGGCAUCAAGGUGAUGCAACUGUGGCUUUCAAACCUGGGUCUUCCAAGUGUUUGGGACAUGCGACUCUCAAUAGCCCCAGUCAGUUUUGUCUACAAUUAGGGAUUUUGUGGAGUGAAGUUCAAGAUCCCUGGGCUUGACUUUGCACUCUCAGUAUCCAGUUUGGGAGAAUGAUGUAGUUUAAACAAUAACUCCAUGGGAUUUAGGUGAAGAUGCUUCAUUGAUUUGGAAAGCUGAAUGUGUGCCUGGGAUUUCCAGGGCUGGAAGGGAGAUUGAGGCGGUUGGCCUGUCUCCUAACUUGUCCUACCCUUUUAGAUUCAGAUGCAUCCCACAACGAUGUGGAUGUGUGGGUUCAUGUGUAGAAAAGCCUGUCCCUUUGGCAGCCGGCAUCCUGUUGCCCCUGCUUUCUGCUGCUAUUGUAAAUAGACGAAGAGAAGUCAUCUCCCCCAACACUUUCCCCCACAAAAACCUUGCAAAGCACUGUCUUUAUCCUGGUCCCGAAGGCGAGGGGUCACUUAUUUUCCGUCUGUGGAAUUGCACCGUCACUUGACCUCACAUCUGGCAUGCUCCUGUAGAAGAGAUCCGUUGCAAAAGGGAAAAGUGUGUGUUUCUGUACAUAGAAAAAAAGAAGGCAGGGAUUCUGUGUGUGUGUAUACUAUUGCCAGUAUUUAUGUUUAAGCAGAGAGUAGUUUGAAGGGUAACACUUCUUCUUUGAGAAACCAAAAUGUUUGAGGUCGGCUCAUUGGGACGUAGGCUGAAAACGGCGUCUGGAAGUAUUCAGAAAUUUAAUUUAUGGACUGAUUUUCUGGGCAGUUGGUUAAACUUUUAGACUUCGCCUGGAAUUAAUGACUAUAAUGAAUUUGCUGCAAUGGGAAAAGUCGAAACAGUAUUGUUUGGUGUUUCGGUGGUUAAAAUCAUGAAUUUUCCAUUUGUUGCUAUGAAAGUGGAGAAGUCAGGCCAAGAGAGUCUUCUUCCAGCAUAUUUUUCCAAAACUCCAUUCUGAGGAAUAUGAUUUGCUCAUGGCUCAGAAAGUAACGUUUUAAAUUUUAUGUCCAAUUCAGAAUAAAACCAAUUGAAAUACAGAGUCCACCACCGACUCCAAAUCCAUCCUUGUCUUGGUCAUAUUUGAUUCCUGUUGGAAGUCAAGUGGAGUUUUGCUUCCUAGCAUUUGCAAAACUAAGAUUUAGUAAUAGUUUUCUUUCCAGCUUCUCGUCCAACAGAAAUCAAUGCAUUAGCCCCAUCCCUUAAGUGUGCCUACGGAUGAAAUGGGGGAAUAAUAAUAUUAACAACAAUAUUUAAUUGAUCGCCCGCCUUUCCCUGUGGAUUGAGGUGGGUUACAACAAAAAGGGAUGUUGGUGAACUCUUUGUCCCAGAUGCUUCCAAAGGUAUUUUCAGUCUUGUUUCCUUAAGUGACGUUUUCAAAGACAGCGGCUGGCUCACCGCUUUGGUUUCCUAUUGCAGUCCUCACUGUUUUGUUUGGUCUUCAAUGUGAAGAGAGAGAAAGGAGGGUUUUUCCUAAGGGAAAGUCAUAGCUGGGGUGGAAAGGAGGGGAGAAUAGUCCCAGAUUCCUAAACUGCCGACCAAGCAGUUUGUAUUAAUAAAGAGAAGGAAGAUAUUAUUUUUGGUACCUAUUCAAUGUAAGGCAGUGCCUGCUGGCGAUGUACAAAAUACGUUCUUUGAGUAGGCUGCUGCUAUCAGUUUGAAGGGAUAUAUUUUUGUUGUCUAUUUUUUUAAUCUCUAUAUCUAUAUUUAUAUAGCUUGGAAUGACUGAAGAACCAAAACCGUAUCUCCGGCAGCGAGGUCUGGAUUCAAAUUAAAGCACAUUUUACCUUUCCUCUCUCCUUUUAGUAAAUUGUCAAAUGUGUGCAGUUUUGUUUUGAAAUGAAAAGCACCAAAACUGCAACGAAGGUGACAAAUUCUGAAAACUGCACAUUGCAAUGAAAAUCUACGUUGCGCAAACCUUGACAUAAAUUUGGUGUGUUUUUCAGUACAACAGGAAAAGAAGCUACUUGCGCCAAACAAUUGUACUGGUUUUACUGGAAAUCAUGCUGGAAAUGAUGGGAAACACCCAUCUUUUUGAUGUAUUGUCUCGUGGAGAGAGGGAUAGUAUUUUUUUCCUCCAAAACUUGAAUACGAAUAGUUGCCAAGAUUGUACCUCCUCUGGAAAUGAAUUUGUAUUGUGCCGCUUAUGAAAUAUGUUCAGUGAAAAAUCUUUAUUUUGCCAUGAUUGUUUAUUCAAAAGGGAAGAAAAGAGUAGUAAUAAAAUAUAUUUUCUGUG